GCUUCGUCACCCAUCCAGAGUGGCUCUACAAAGGGAGAGCCCUGCCGGAAGCGCUGGGCGGACUUGGACUCUGAUGAUGAGCAGGAUGGAAUCUCGCGUUGGGUGUCAGCGAUGUCAGCGAAGCAGGGCCAACAUGAAGCACCGGAGACCUCGACCCCUGCGUGUCCACUGCUGCGGUGGGAUCCUAUGGGCAUCUCACAGCA
This is a messenger RNA of Symbiodinium necroappetens, 203 nucleotides long. NCBI's taxonomy places the organism in Eukaryota, Dinophyceae, Suessiales, Symbiodiniaceae. The record is from the annotation of a GenBank genome assembly.